This is a messenger RNA of Staurois parvus, 442 nucleotides long. The record is from the annotation of a GenBank genome assembly. Lineage: Eukaryota; Metazoa; Chordata; Amphibia; Anura; Ranidae.
GUACCUUUUUCAUAGGCUUUUUUGAGUUUGGGCAAGGACACGGGGGCCCCAUGAUCCCCUAUUGCCCAGGGGCCCCAUGAGUUGUCAGUCCACCCCUGGUCCAAUUACAGCUGAUCACAUCCCCAGCAGCGCCACCUUCAGUGUCAGCUCUCAGUGUUCAUCCAUGCCACCUGCCAGUGCCCAUCAGUGCCACAUCAAUGCCACAUAUCAGUGCCCAUCUGUGCUGCCUUUCAGUGUCACCCAUCAGUCCCAGUCAGUGCCACCUAUCAGUGUUGUGCCCAACAGUGCCAGUCAGUGCCGCCCAACAGUGCCAGUCAGUGCCGCCCAACAGUGCCAGUCAGUGCCGCCCAACAGUGCCAUAUAUGAGUGCUGCCUUUCAGUGCCCAUCAGUGAUGCCUGUGAAUGCCCAUCAGUGCCACCUACCAGUGCCUCCUCAUCAGUG